UUUUGAGUUCCCAAAGUUUGUGAAUACAUAUAUCUUUUCCCUUCCUAUUUCCUUGGCUCCUUCCAUUUACAUAGAUUCCAAACCAAACAUGAAUUCAGAAAGAGAAAACAAUAAUAAGGCCAUAGUGAAAACUCUUUAUAAGGCAUUAGCAUGUACAUGUGGUGACACUAAAAAAGUUACCGGUAUUAUUGUUGAUGACUUAGAAUGGUGGUUUCAUGGACCACAAAAUUGUCACUAUCUGAUGAAACUUCUCACUGGAGAACAGUCUAAUAAUAAUAAUUCUUUUAAGUUUGAGCCAAGAAGUGUAGAUGCUAUCGAUGAUCGUGUUAUCGUUGAAGGAUGGGAAGGUGCAAAAGCUUAUUGGGUACAUGUUUGGACAUUUAAAGAUGGUGUUAUUACUCAAUUUAGGGAGUAUUUCAAUACUUGGCUUACUGUGACGGAGUUGAGGCCUAUGGGUUGGCUGCGCUCCACCACACUGUGGCAGAGCCACCCUCGAGACCUCGCGAAACGCUCACUUCCGGGGCUUAUGCUCGCAAUUUGAAAGUGGUGAACGGAUGUGUCAUGUCAUGUAGUACUAUAUAUAUAAUCCGUUAGGGAAAAGAAAGCAAGGGGUGUUUGCCUUCUUCCUUACCUAAGUGUGAAAAAAUGUUAAUGUUCAAAGUUUGGUUACAUAUCCAACGGACAAUUUGAUGAAAUAUUGUUCCAUUUUAAUGUAGGAGUGUUUGACUUGGCAUGGUGUUUAAGAAAACAAGGAAGACUUUUGAAAAUUGUGGUUUAAAAUAAUUGUUAUUAUUUAUUUGGUUGUAAAUCAUUUCAUUAAGAGUAAAAGGAAAA
Solanum tuberosum (potato) is the source of this 834-nucleotide messenger RNA. RefSeq names its product wound-induced protein 1. The record is from RefSeq and is a predicted model, not a curated record. Lineage: Eukaryota; Viridiplantae; Streptophyta; Magnoliopsida; Solanales; Solanaceae. Bases 89 to 541 code for a protein of 150 amino acids. The transcript has a single exon.